Amphimedon queenslandica is the source of this 7387-nucleotide messenger RNA. RefSeq lists its product as uncharacterized. The transcript is spliced from 6 exons. NCBI's taxonomy places the organism in Eukaryota, Metazoa, Porifera, Demospongiae, Haplosclerida, Niphatidae. The record is from RefSeq and is a predicted model, not a curated record. Gene Ontology annotation, molecular function: protein binding. Bases 627 to 6974 code for a protein of 2115 amino acids. Gene Ontology annotation, cellular component: cytoplasm.
AUGACAUAUGUAUACAUGUAAUUAGUAGGUUGUGUAUUUUGUGUUAAUUAGUAUUUACAUAAACAUAUGCUUUUAAUUAAUGUAUGAUCUCAUGUUCCUAUGGCCUUAUGCCCUCUUUUGUGUAAUGUACAAUGAGCUGGACAGCUCUGUCCAGCUCAUGAGGACUCACUUGUCUACUAGGACUCACUUGUCUACUCCAUAUAGACCCUUUGUUAGUUACCUGUGUACAAUAGUGUCCUUUCUUUGUUAUGUUUUGUAUUUAAGUUCUGUAAUCUUAGAGCAUUUUCAUUUUCUCUUUUUGUUGUAAAAGUAUUUUAACUUGAUCUCUGCUAACUUUACUACGUGCAGCAACUCUAGCUAAUCGCUAUUGUAGUGCUGAUUCUCAAUAUUGUAUGUGUUAUUAUCGUUUAAGCUCCAGGUUACCAGAUAUUCUCACAAAUAAUAAGAACUGGAUGCAAGGCAGCAAUAUGGCUAUUAGAAAGACAUUUUAUGUAGCCACACCUUUCACCAGUAGGAGUAUCAAGUUUGCAUACCAAACCAAACUAAAGAGUCAAGAGCCCUUUAAAAGCCUCUCAUUUUGACAAACUUAGUCUAAUUCAUCCCCUCGUUUCUUUUCUUCCGCAGAAAUGGUUGAUCUUUCUCAGUGGAGAGCUGCCAUUGGUCUUUGGCACUGUCGUUUAUGUAGCAGUCACCGUGGAGCAGGGUUACGGAAGUCACAACACGGCAAUAGCCAUCAGACUGAGGUAACUGAUCCUCUAGACUGGAUGAAUAAUGAAACUACUGGUACUGGAGCUAGGGUCUGUGGUGUGAAAUUUGCGUGGCUUGUUGGAUGCUCUUGUUUUCUAUUGGUAUUUUUAUUAUUUCAGUUGAUCCUUCUAUCAGGAGAUGUGGAACUGAAUCCUGGUCCUAUCACUAUUGAACAAGCUUGUAAACUGAUUGAGGAGUCCCUUCGCAUGCAUUCUGAUGAAUUAGAGAAAGCAUCAAAUUACUACAUGAAAGAAGCAAUUGCUCAGAUCUUUGCUGUUAACUUAAUAUCUCAAUCAGUUUCAUUAACAUUCAAUGGCAUUAUUGAUGAGUUAAUGGCUGAGUUGCAUUCAAUACAAGGUGUAUCACACUUGAUGGACCGUUAUGAGCUAUUUCUUGGUUGUAUUUUGUCUCAAGGUGAAGCCCAUGAAGAUUUCCAUAGUCAUUUAGCAGCAGAAUGGUUCAGAAUUAAACUUCAAUUAGAAGAAGUGUCUGUAGAUGUUUCACAUGAAGUUGUUUCUUCUGAUAUCAUCAAUAAAAUUCAAGAACAGAGCAACAGAACAACGCCAGAGCAACAUCCUCUGUCAAUUUCAUUGCAAGAAAAAAAUUUCCAGGCUGAGCCUAUGUCUCCUCAUCACAGCAAUAAAACUGGUUCAUCAACAGUAAGAGAGUAUGACACAUUAAAGAAGAAUUUUGCCAAUAUUUGUAUCACAUUAGCUGGAAAUGUUGAAGUCAUAUCUCAAUUGAAUGAUUCUCUUUUCUCACUCGAGUGUAUUCCUGAAGCAGUACAUAUUGCAGUUCAGAAUACUAGCAUUUCUCCUUAUGACAGAGCUAACAAAUUAGUCUAUUCAUUAUUGUCAAUACUUAAGACCCAUUCAAAUCCUAGUGGUGUAUUUUUUUCUUUCAUUACUUCACUAAAAGAAGUUGGGCUAACUGUAAUUUCUGAUACACUAUCAAAUAACCACAACGUUCCUCUACUAAUUGAGUUACAUAGUUCUGAUAAACAUGAAGUGACAAAUUCAUUACAUGAAAGUCAAGUUAGCAUUAGAAGAGCUCAAAAUGAAGUAACUGUCAGGAUCAGUUCAGAAAGUCAAGUCUUACAAAAUAUUCAAGAUCUAAAAAGAGACUUUACUUCUUUGGUAACAGAGAUCAGAAUAAUCCUAGCUGAAUCUACCAGCACUAAAGAAAUAAAGGCUAUAUGCAUAUAUGUUGAAGAAUAUCUUGGUGUAACUGGUCUAUCUGAAAUUACAAGUGUUGAUCACCUUUUCAGUAAGAUUAAGCCACAUUAUUCAUUUCUUAACUGUCACUUGGUUCAUGAAAUAGCUGGAAUGUUUUUGCCCACAAAAUGUGAUGUACAAAUCAAAAUAAGAAAUUAUGUGCAAAAAUUAAAUACAUUUGAAAAAUCAUCUUCUUUGCAGCAUAUAAUAGAUAUUAUAGAAGAAACAAUAGAGCCCACUCAUGACUCAACUGAUGCAGUUUGUGAAGUUGUUUUUAAACUUGACAGAAGGUGGGGGCCAGUAAUACUAGCAAGCUUUAAAAAAGUUAUCUACCACCUCUAUAGUGAUGAUAGUAGAGUGUUGAGUCACAUUCGCAUUGUUAAAGGAUCGAUAUGCAUCAAAUAUUCAGCACCAAUUUCUCAAUCUGAACCAUUGAUAAAAAAAGCAUUCUCAAAAAUAAGUUUUAUGUAUCAAAUUGGUAUAAUUGAAAUGAGAGUUUGUGAUCACUUUAUCUUAAAAUCAUUUGAUGAAUGUGUCAACUUUGAAAAAUUUCUCCUUGAUAUUGCUAAAUCAGGUUCCCUUAUGCAAUGGCAUUUGGAGCUACUUUUACAGUUAAAGAUUAACAUAGAUUAUAAAAAUGAGGAUGAACAGACAGCUCUUAUGAUUGCCAGUGACAAUGGCCAUUAUCAGAUUGUGGAAUUGCUACUUAGAGAAGGUGCUGAUACUAAACUCCAAACUCAUAGCCAAGGAGCAACUGCAUUAAUGCUGGCCAGUGCUAAAAGUCAUACGCAAGUUAUUGAUUUAUUACUGAAAAAUGAUGCUAAUUUUAACAUUCAAGAUAAAAAAGGGCAAACUGCUCUGUAUAUAGCUAGUAAAAAUUGUCAUCACCAAGUUGUAGAACUGUUACUCAAAGAAGAUGCCAAUGUUAACAUUCAGAAUAAUAAUGGAUGGACUGCUCUAAUGAUUGCCAGUCAGAAUGGUCAUCACCAGAUUGUGGAACUGUUACUUAAAGAAGGUGCUGAUGUUAACAUUCAAGACAAUGAUGAAGAGACUGCUCUUAUGAUUGCCAGUCAGAAUGGUCAUCACCAGGUUGUGAAAUCAUUAUUAACAGAAAGUGCUCAUGUUAACAUUCAAAAUAAUAAUGGAUGGACUGCUCUAAUGAUUGCCAGUCAGAAUGGUCACCACCAGGUUGUGGAACUGUUACUUAAAGAAGGUGCUAAUGUUAACAUUCAAGACAAUGAUGGAGAGACUGCUCUUAUGACUGCCAGUCAGAAUGGUCAUCACCAGAUUGUGGAAUCAUUAUUAAAAGAAAGUGCUGAUGUUAACACUCAAUUCAAUGAUGGAUGGACUGCUCUAAUGAUUGCCAUUCAAAAUGGCCAUCACCAGGUUGUAGAACUGCUACUAGAUGAAUCUGAUGUUGACAUUCAAAGCGGUAAUGGAUGGACUGCUCUAAUGAUUGCCAUUUAUAAAGGUCAUCACCAGGUUGUGGAACUAUUACUUAAAAAAGGUGCUGAUGUUAACAUUCAAAACAUUAAUGGAUGGACUGCUCUAUUGAUUGCCAGUGAAAAUGGGCAUCACCAGGUUGUGGAACUGUUACUUAAAGUAGGUGCCAAUAUUAACAUUCAAAACAUUAAUGGAUGGACUGCUCUAAUGAUUGCCAGUCAGAAUGGUCAUCACCAGGUUGUGGAACUGUUACUUAUAAAAGGUGCUGAUGUUGACAUUCAAGACAAUGCUGGAGAGACUGCUCUUAUGACUGCCAGUCAGAAUGGUCAUCACCAGAUUGUGGAAUCAUUAUUAACAGAAGGUGCUGAUGUUAACACUCAAUUCAAUGAUGGAUGGACUGCUCUAAUGAUUGCCAGUCAAAAUGGUCAUCACCAGGUUGUGGAGCUGUUACUCAAAAAUGGAUCUGAUGUUAACAUUCAAAGCAAUGAUGGAUGGACUGCUGUAAUGAUUGCCAUUCAAAAUGGUCAUCAUCAAGUUGUAGAACUGUUACUUAGCAACAAAGAAUCUCAUGUUAACAGUCAAAGCAAUGAUCCUUAUGGAUGGACUGCACUACUGAUUGCUAGUAAAAUGAAUUAUCACAAGGCUGUGGGACUGCUACUUAAAAAAGGUGCUAAUACUGAAAUUCAAACUUAUGACCAAGGGGCAACUGCACUAAUGCUGGCUAGUGAGAAAGCUCAUACACAAGUUAUUGAGUUAUUACUGAAGCAUACUACUAAUGCUAAUGUACGAAAUAAACAAGGACAGACUGCUUUGUAUAUAGCUAGUGCAAGGGGUCUACAUCAAGUUGUGGAACUGUUACUCAAAGAAGGAUCUGAUGUUAACAUUCAAGACAACAAUGGAGAGACUGCUCUAAUUGCUGCCAGUCAUAAUGGUCAUCAUAAGAUUGCAGAACUGUUACUCAAAAAAGGAUCUGGUGCUAACAUUCAAGGUAAUAAUAGAGGAGCUGCUCCGAUGGCUGCCAGUAAAAGUGAUCGUCCUCAGGUUGUGGAGCUAUUACUUAAAAAUGGUACUGGUACUGAAAUUCAAACUUGUGAUCAAGGUGCAACUGCACGUCAUACACAAGCUCAGUUAUUACUGAAAAAUAAUGCUGAUGUUAAUAUAAAGAAUGAAAAAAGGUGGACUGCUCUAAUAAAUGCUAUUAUCAAUGGUCAUUACCAGCUUGUGAAACUGUUAAUCAAAGGAGGUGUUGAUGUUAACAUUCAAGGCAAUGAUGGAGAGACUGCUCUAAUGGGUGCCAGUGCCUAUGGUCAUCACCAGGUUGUGGAAUUGUUACUUAAAGAAGGUGCUGAUGUUAACAUUCAAGAAAAUGAUGGAGGAGAGACUGCUCUAAUGUUUGCCAGUCAUAGUGGUCAUUACCAGGUUGUGGAACUGUUACUUGACAAUGGAUCUUAUGUUAACAUUCAAGAUAAAUAUGGAGUGACUGCUCUAAUGGAUGCCAGUCAUAAUGGUCAUCAUCAAAUUGUAGACUUGUUACUUAAAAAAGGUGCUGAUACUGAUAUUCAAACUCAUAAACAAGGAACAACUGCACUAAUGCUGGCCAGUGAAAAAGGUCAUUCACAAGUUAUUGAAUUAUUACUGAAACAUAAUGCUGAUGCUAAUGUACAGAGUAAAAAAGGAAAGACUGCUUUAUAUGUAGCUAGUAGAGAAGGUCAUGACUGGGUUGUGGAGCUGUUACUCAAAAAAGGAUGUGAUGUUAACAUUUACAUCAAAAAUGGUUGGACUGCUUUGAUAAUUGCCAGUAAAAAUGGUCAUCACCAGGUUGUGAAACUCUUACUUGACAAAGGAUCUCACGUUAACAUUCAAGAUAAAAAUGGAGUGACUGCUCUAAUAUAUGCCAGCCAUAACGGUCAUCAUCAAAUUGUAGAAUUGUUACUUAAAAAAGGUGCUGAUACUGAAUUUCAAACUUAUGAUGACCAAGGAACAACUGCACUAACACUAGCCAGUGAAAAAGGUCAUACACAAGUUAUUGAAUUAUUACUGAAACAUAAUGCUGAUGUUAAUGUACAAGAUAAAAAAGGGCAAACUGCUUUGUAUAUAGCUAGUAAAAAUUGUCAUCACCAGGUUGUAGAACUGUUACUCAAAGAAGGUGCCUAUGUUAACAUUCAAAAUAAUAAUGGAUGGACUGCUCUAAUGAUUGCCAGUCAGAAUGGUCAUCACCAGGUUGUGGAACUGUUACUUAAAGAAGGUGCUGAUGUUAACAUUCAAGAAAAUGAUGGAGAGACUGCUCUUAUGACUGCCAGUCAGAAUGGUCAUCAUCAGAUUGUGAAAUCAUUAUUAAAAGAAAGUGCUGAUGCUAACAUUCAAUUCAGUGAUGGAUGGACUGCUCUAAUGAUUGCCAGUCAAAAUGGUCAUCAUGAGGUUGUGGAGCUGUUACUCAAAAAUGGAUCUGAUGUUAACAUUCAAAGCAACGAUGGAUGGACUGCUGUAAUGAUUGCCAGUCAGAAUGGUUAUCAUCAAGUUGUGGAACUGCUACUUAAGAAAGGAUCUUAUGUUAACAUUCAGAGCAAUGAUCCUUAUGGAUGGACUGCUCUAAUGAUUGCCAGUCACAUAGAUCAUUACCAGGUUGUCGAACUUUUACUUAAAAAUGGUGCUUAUAUUGAAAUUCAAACUUGUGAUCAAGGUGCAACUGCACUAAUGCUGGCUAGUGAAAGAGGUCAUACACAAACUGUUGAAUUAUUACUGAAACAUAAUGCCUAUGUUAAUAUGCAAGAUAAAGGAGGACGGACUGCUUUGUAUGUAGCUAGUAAAAAUGGCCAUCACCAGGUUGUAGAACUGCUACUAGAGGAAUCUGAUGUUAACAUUCAAAGAGGUAAUGGAUGGACUGCUCUAAUGAUUGCCAUUUAUAAAGGUCAUCACCAGGUUGUGGAACUAUUACUUAAAAUAGGUGCCAAUUUUAACAUUCAAAGUUAUAAUGGAUGGACUGCUCUAAUGAUUGCCAGUGAAAAGGGUCAUCACCAGGUUGUGGAACUGUUACUUGAAGAAGGUGCUGAUGUUAACAUUCAAGAUAAAAAUGGAUGGACUGCUUUGAUGUUUGCCAGUGCAAAAGGUCAUGCACAAGCUAUUGAAUUAAUGCUGAAACAUAAUGCUGAUGCAAAUAUACGAGAAAACAAGGGAAAAACUGCUUUAAUAAUUGCUAAGAGGAGAUGUCACCAAAGAAUUGUUGAACUGCUGGAUCCUGUUACCAGACAGUCCCAAGUCUUAACUUCUUUAUGCAAUAACAUAGUGACUUCAAGCACUACUAUACAAUAUGAUAAACCCUCUACCAUUGAUACUGCUUAUCAAACAAUUGGUCUAUUGUCAUCAGUAAAGGAACAUUUUGUGCAAGCCGUUAAACAUCCUUUUAGUUCUUUUGAUAAUAAAUCCAAAAAGAAUGUUGAUACUGAAGUUGAAGAACAAACACAAUCCAUUUAUCAUUUAUCUAGUAGAGGAUCUCAAAAACCAAGCAUUAGAAAAAGAUUGUUUAGAAGGCAACGUAACGUAACUCUUUACCAUGCAAAUCCUAACAAUUAGAUGUAGUUUUGGUAGUUACAUAUUUAUAUUGGGUGUACAUGUAUUUAUGUUUCUUAUUAUUAAUAUGCUACUAAGAAAUUAAAAUAAUCCAAUGAUGAUUAUCACAGGAACACUCUCUAAUGUACCGGUAUGUAGGCAAAAUAAGAGAGAGACAGCAUGCAUGUGUAAUUGUGCAUAUGUACACGGUCAGUAUUACAGUGAACUGGACUAUUCCCAGUAGUGACAACUAUGUAACAUACUACACUAUCUCCUAUACUCCAUCUUGUCCUCAGUUAUCAUCAGGGAAUGAAACAGUCUCUGUUGCUCCUCAUCAGCAGUCCACUACAACAUACAGUAAAAAGGGAACAAAGCCCUCAAAAAAUUUAUUAUAAAUAAAAAAUAGAAAUAAAACAUGUAGGAUAAGCAAGGUUAAA